GCGGUCACAGUGCAUAGUGGGCGUUCAAGCUGUCUUAUUCUCUAGCUCAUACAUGACUUCACGAUUAACGUUACACAAGUUGGGAAACUUCAUAUCUAGAUAUUUUCAGUUGCAAACGGCUAAUAAAGAUGACCGAAAGCUCUGCGAACAAGCUGCUAAACGGAGAUUCCUGUCACCGGACCUCAAACGGUAAAAAAUCGAGCAAAAAUGGCUUCGUGAAGAACCACUGCCUGUUUCAACAGCCACAGAAGUAUCAUCGGCACAGGGAGAGGGACCAACAUGUCACACACAACUCCAGCCUGUACGAGAAGCCCUUUGCGGAGUCAUUUGAGGAGACUCCUCUACUGGUGGCCGUGCUCACCUACAUGGGCUAUGGCAUCCUCACCAUCUUCGGCUACCUCCGAGACUUCCUUCGCUACUGGAGCAUCGAGAAGUGCCACGUGGCUCGGGAGAAAGAGGAGCAGAAGGAUUUCGUCCCCCUCUAUCAGGACUUUGAGAACUUUUACACCAGGAACUUGUACAUGAGAAUUCGAGACAACUGGACCAGACCCGUCUGUAGUGUCCCUGGUGCUAAGAUGGACCUGGCGGAGUGUGUUUCUCACGACUACAAUUGGACCUUUAAGCAGACGGGCAGAGUGGUGAAGGACGUCAUCAACAUGGGCUCAUACAACUAUCUGGGCUUUGCUGAGAAUACCGGGGCUUGUGCCGAUGCUGCGAUUGAGACCACAGAAAAGUAUGGCGUUGGAGUGGCAAGCUCUCGCUGUGAGAUGGGGAAUCUGGACAUCCACGAGGAGCUGGAGCAGUUGGCUGCCAGGUUCCUGGGUGUUGAGUCAUCCCUGACUUUUGGAAUGGGCUUUGCAACCAACUCCAUGAACAUUCCUGCUCUCACCGGGAAGGGUUGUCUUAUUCUGAGUGACGAGCUGAAUCAUGCCUCUCUGGUGCUGGGUGCCCGCUUGUCUGGCUCCACAAUUCGGGUCUUCAAACACAACAACAUGCAGAGCCUGGAGAAGUUGCUGAGAGAUGCUAUCGCUCACGGGCAGCCGAGAACCCACCGACCCUGGAAGAAAAUUCUCAUUGUGGUGGAGGGCAUAUACAGUAUGGAGGGGUCCAUCGUGCGUCUACCAGAGGUGGUUGCUCUGAAGAAGCGCUACAAGGCGUAUCUGUACCUGGAUGAGGCCCACAGUAUCGGGGCUCUGGGGCCUAACGGCAGAGGAGUGGUGGACUACUUCGGCCUGGAUCCCAAAGAUGUCGACAUCAUGAUGGGAACAUUUACCAAGAGCUUCGGUGCUGCUGGAGGAUACAUUGGAGGCAAAAAGGAGCUGAUCGACUACCUGCGGUGCUACUCCCACAGCUCCCUGUACGCUACCUCCAUUUCCCCUCCUGUGGCCCAGCAGAUAAUCACCUCUAUGAAGAUCAUCAUGGGAGUGGGCGGGACCACACUGGGUGCUGAUCGCCUUAGACAGCUCUCAGAGAACACCACCUACUUCCGCAGGAAACUCCGCGAAAUGGGCUUCAUCAUCUACGGCAACGAUGACUCGCCUGUAAUACCCAUGAUGCUCUAUAUGCCUGCCAAAAUUGGGGCAUUUGGUCGGGAGAUGUUGAAGAGAAACAUUGGCACAGUGGUUGUCGGCUUCCCAGCAACCCCCAUCAUCGAGUCGAGGGCUCGCUUCUGCGUGUCAGCUGCCCAUACCAGAGAGAUGCUUGACACAGCGUUGGAGGCCACAAACGAAGUGGGCGACCUGCUGCAGCUCAAAUACUCCAGACGUGAACGGCCUCUUCCCUCGCUUGGGUGGAUGGCCGAGGAGAGCCUGCUUCAAGACUGAGCAACAUCU
Anarrhichthys ocellatus (wolf-eel) is the source of this 1832-nucleotide messenger RNA. RefSeq names its product serine palmitoyltransferase, long chain base subunit 2b (gene sptlc2b). Gene Ontology annotation, molecular function: serine C-palmitoyltransferase activity; pyridoxal phosphate binding. The transcript is spliced from 12 exons. Lineage: Eukaryota; Metazoa; Chordata; Actinopteri; Perciformes; Anarhichadidae. Gene Ontology annotation, biological process: sphingosine biosynthetic process; ceramide biosynthetic process. Gene Ontology annotation, cellular component: serine palmitoyltransferase complex. The record is from RefSeq and is a predicted model, not a curated record. Bases 129 to 1823 code for a protein of 564 amino acids.